CCUCCAUCUUAUCUUAGUUUAGUUCAAAUAUACAAUUAAUUAUUUAUCUUUAUCAUAAAAUUUUUUCCUAUUAAUACAAACUCCUAUUGUAUCAAUUCAAUUCCAUUCCUCCCGCCCUCGGAUCAAAUCCCAACAUAACUCACAAAAUUAUGUUUCCAAUUUUCAGUCAUUUCUCUAUCUUCUUCUUCUUCACCAUCCUCUUUCUUUCCCGCCCUAUAUGUCCCGCCAGAAUCAUACCGGAUUCAGUAACUGUAAUAACCGACAACUCAACCCACAACACCACGUGGCACGACUUUGCUCGUUUCCUUGACAUCGAGAAGGGCAGCCAUGUCAGCGGCAUGUCAGAACUCAAGAAAUACUUGAACCGUUUCGGUUACCUCUCGGUUUUGAACAAAAACUUCACCGAUGUUUUCGACUCUGAAAUGCAAUCCGCCGUCGUUUUGUACCAGCAAAAACUGGGAUUGCCCGUAACCGGAAAAUUGGACUCCGAUACGAUAUCAACAAUCAUGUCUCCACGGUGUGGCGUUAGUGACAAAGAGCAUAAAAUACACACAACAAAACGUUAUUCAUAUUUUUACGGUAAGCCGAGAUGGGUGCGUUUAUCGCCGCUGACGUUAACCUACGCAUUUUCGAAGAGUAACACGAUUGAUUACAUAAGUUUAUCGGAUAUUAAGGAUGUUUUUAAGCGUUCUUUUUCACGGUGGUCUUCUGUUAUUCCGGUGAAUUUCACGGAGACAGAGGAAUAUGAAUUAGCCAAUAUUCGGAUUAGUUUUUAUUCGGGUGACCACGGCGAUGGACAGCCGUUUGAUGGAGUUUUAGGGGUGCUGGCCCAUUCAUUCUCCCCAGAAAAUGGGAGGUUGCAUCUUGACGCAAGAGAAACAUGGGCCGUUGAUUUCAAAGCAGUGAAGUCAAAAGUGGCGGUUGAUUUAGAAUCGGUGGCGACCCAUGAGAUUGGGCAUAUACUUGGGUUGGCUCACACAUCGGUCAAAGAAGCUGUAAUGUAUCCAAGUUUAAGUCCAAGGGCAAAGAAGGUGGACCUAAAGGUCGAUGACGUGGAGGGUAUUCAGGAAUUGUAUGGGUCAAACCCUAAUUUUAAGUUCAGUUCAUUGUUGGAGUCUGCAAAUUCUUCUAAUCAUGGGAUUGAUCUAAAAAGGAGAUCGUCAAAGUGGACCAUUUAUUUCUUAGUGCCAUUAUUCUUACUUUUAAGGAUUACAUGAGGACUUUUAUUUCUUCGUUCCUCUUUAUGUUUUCAUACUUUGUCUCUUCAUUAUGUCUUAUACAUAGGUUCACACUCGGAUGUAAAACAAUUCUUUGAUAGAUUCA
Messenger RNA from Pistacia vera, 1323 nucleotides. Its product is annotated as metalloendoproteinase 1-MMP-like. The transcript has a single exon. Gene Ontology annotation, molecular function: zinc ion binding; metalloendopeptidase activity. Gene Ontology annotation, biological process: extracellular matrix organization; collagen catabolic process; proteolysis. The record is from RefSeq and is a predicted model, not a curated record. NCBI's taxonomy places the organism in Eukaryota, Viridiplantae, Streptophyta, Magnoliopsida, Sapindales, Anacardiaceae. Bases 150 to 1217 code for a protein of 355 amino acids. Gene Ontology annotation, cellular component: extracellular matrix.